Molecule: messenger RNA, 1458 nt
Organism: Closterium sp. NIES-65
Lineage: Eukaryota; Viridiplantae; Streptophyta; Zygnematophyceae; Desmidiales; Closteriaceae
Source: the annotation of a GenBank genome assembly
AUGUUAAUGGCGGAGUGGUCAGAGGAAGAGGUGAAGGCCGCCUUUUUUUCAAUGGCGAGGAACAAAUCUCCUGGAGGUGACGGUCUUCUGAAGGAACUGUUUGAGUGUCACUGGGACCUGCUGGGGGGGAGUUUCAUGGCGAUGGUUAAAGAUUUCGAGGUGUCAGCUUCUCUUCCAGCAGAGCUUAAGGAGGCGGUCACAAUCCUGCUGCAUAAGAAUGGGGAUCGGGACCAGCUGAACAACUACCGGCCCAUCACCCUCCUCAAUUUCACAUACAAGGUGCUAGCUAAAGUCCUGGCGGAUCGGAUGAAGCGGAUUCUGCAUCAGGUCAUCUCACCUGAGCAGUGCGGGUUCCUUCCAGGAAGGUGCCUGUCGGAUGCAGUUGCGCUGGUCGCAGAUAUCAUCGAUGUGGCGAAGAAUGAAAAGGCCGACCGGUACAUGUUGCUGGUUGAUUUCCAAAAAUCCUUCGACUCGGUGUCGAGGGACUUCCUUUUCCAAGUGCUUCGGAAGAUGGGAUUCCUGGAGCAGUACGUAGGCUGGAUUGAAGGCCUGCAUGAGAACACCACGACGAAGCUCCUGGUCAAUGGCUGGCUUGGUGAAGGGUUAAACGUGGUCUCGGGGGUCAGGCAAGGCUGCCCGCUUGCACCUUACCUUUUCUUGUGUGCGGUGGAGCCGUUGGCUCAGGAAGUGGAGAGGGAGAAGCUGGGGCUCAGUAAGAAAGGGCAGCAGCUCAGUUACCUCGGCUUCAAAUGGGCGGGAGCAGAGGAUGCCGAGCGCCUGUUGGGGGUGUGGGUGACUCCUUCUGGUAAUGGUCAGAAAACAUGGGAGAAGGCGCUGGAGCGCAUUGCUGAGAAGCUGGUAAAAUGGAAGCAGAAGAAUGAAAUUCUUCAAGAGCGGGUGGUUUUCAACAAAAAUAUUCUGUUACGCGACACCACGCCUAUCGGCGGUCAGAAGGACGCCAGGAAGCUGUGGGACCUGCGGCUGGAGGAUCUGUUCACAAGCAGUGAAGCAGGAGUGCUUGUGCAGAAAUCUGUGGCAGAACUAACGGAGCUUCUGGGCAGCAACGGUCCGGCGAAGCUAGCGCUGAAGGCAGUAGCCUCUCUCCCUGCCGGGUGGUACAGAGAGUUAGGGUUUCCAACUGUCCUCCCUUGCUCGGCUGCCUCUCCUCAGCUGCUGAACGUCCUGGUGGAUGGGGGCAUCAUCCCCAUGAAGCGGAUGAAAGAAGGGUGGAAGGAGGCUCAGAAGGAGUCAUACAAGCGCGCCAAGUGGGCGGCACGAUGGGGUGAGAGCAUCAACUGGAAGAAGGUUGUGAGCACGUGGGAGAGCGUCUGGCUUUCCUCGGCAGCAAGCCGGUUCGCCCUUACUGCGGAGAGCCGGAGACACUGGAACAUUGCCUGGUCCUCUGCCCCAGAGUUCAAGUGGUCUCUACAGCUCUUCGGCGCGCUCUGGGCAUGUUAA